GCUGCUGCGGUGUGUGCAGGGAAAUUCCCCUGAGCUAGGAGAUCGUGCGAUUGUUUGUCCAGACCCCAAGGAAACAGAUCUCGUUCUCCUAACGUGAGUGGUGGUCUCCUGGGCUGGAACACGUGGCUCUUCAGAGGCCUGGAGGGCAGUGAGGCUGGCGAAGAUGCUCGGCAGAUGCUCAGGAACAUCCUCUCUGAUGAGGGUGGAAGAUGCAUGUUUCACACUUGCUGUGGGCGCUCAGGCAAAGAUCCUUUUCACCAAGGAGCCAUACUCGCAGGACGCCCUGCACGGCCGCAGCGCCAUCCUCCGCUGCGAGGUGGAGGAGCCGGCGGACGUGCAGUUCGAGUGGCUGCAGAAUGGGCUCCCCGUUGAGGACACGGAGCAGCGCUUCAAGGAAGGCAGCAACCUCCAGUUUGCUGCCGUGGAUCGGCACCGGGACGCCGGGGACUUCCAGUGUGUAGCCAGGAACUCGCUGACAGGGGAGGAGGCCCGCACGGCCAACGCCUCGUUCAACAUCAAGUGGAUCGAGACAGGCAGUGUGGUGCUGAAGCAGCCAGGCAGCACAGCUGAGAUCCAGCCCUCCUCCGCCGUGGUGCUGCGGUGUCACAUCGACGGCCACCCGCGCCCCACGUGGCAGUGGUUCCGGGACGGCAGCCCCAUCCCCGACGGCCGCAGCGCCUAUGCCGUCAGCAACAAGGAGCGAACGCUGACCCUGCAGAGCGCCAGCCCCGACGACAACGGCCUCUACUACUGCUGCGCCCGCAGUGCCGUCGGCUCCGUCUGCAGCCGCGACAACUUCACGCUCAAUAUCAUCGACGAGAGCUUUCCUCAGGCAGUGAUCGUCCCGCAGGACCUCAUUGUGACCAAGAAUGAAGAGGCCAUGUUUGACUGCCAGUUUGCAGCCGUGCCCCCUCCCACGCAGGAAUGGCUCUUUGAAGACAGCCCCAUCACCAACAAAUCAAAGACCACCGUAUUUGCCAAUGGCUCCCUGCUGAUCACCCAGGUGAGGCCUCGCAGCACCGGCGUCUACAAGUGCGUUGGCCACGGGCAGAGGGGGAAAGAUCUUGUGCUGAAGGCGACUCUGCGGCUAGCAGAGAUCGAAGACAUGGCACCCUUCUCCCCGAAGGUGCUGACGGCGAACCAGGGGCACCACGUGGCCUGUGCCGCCCCCCGAGGCGUACCCACCCCCCAGGUCUGGUGGGAGAGGAACCAGGAGCGAGUCCCCACUGCUGGCAGGGUGCACCAAGAGGGAGAGCAGCUCGUUUUCACCAGCAUCACCGAGGCGGAUGCGGGCACCUACACUUGCCGUGCCGCCAACAAGGCCGGAGAGAAGAAACAGGAGCUGAGCAUCACUGUGGCUACGGUACCCAAGUGGGUGGAGAUGCCAAAGGACAGCCAGCUGGAGGAGAGCAAGCCAGGAUACCUGCACUGCCUCAGCAAGGCCUCCCUGAAACCCACCGUCACCUGGUACCGCAACGGCGUCUCCAUAUCUGAGGACUCGCGGUUUGAGAUCUCUGAGAACGGGACGCUGCGCAUCAAUAACGUGGAGGUGUACGACGGGACCAUGUACAAGUGCGUGAGCAGCACGCCCGCCGGCAGCAUCGAGGGCUACGCGCGCGUGCACGUGCUGGAGAAGCUGAAGUUCACGCCGCCGCCGCAGCCGCUGCAGUGCAUGGAGUUCGACAAGGAGGUGACCGUGUCCUGCUCAGCCACUGGCCGGGAAAAACCCACCAUCCAGUGGACUAAAACAGAUGGGAGCAGCCUGCCGUCCCACGUCAGCCACAACGCCGGCGUCUUGGCCUUCCACAAGGUGAGCAGGAGCGACUCGGGGAACUACACGUGCAUCGCCUCCAACAGCCCGCAGGGAGAGAUCCGCGCCACCGUGCAGCUCGUGGUGGCAGUUUACGUCACCUUCAAGCUAGAGCCGGAGCACACGACGGUGUACCAGGGGCACACAGCCAUGUUCCAGUGCCAGGCAGAGGGGGACCCAGUGCCACACAUCCAGUGGAAAGGGAAAGACAAGAUUUUGGAUCCUGGCAAGCUCCUGCCCAGGAUUCAGAUCAUGCCCAAUGGCUCCCUGGUGAUUUACAAUGUCACCACCAAGGACUCCGGGAAAUACACCUGUAUCGCUGGCAACAGCUGCAACAUCAAACACCGCGAGGCCUCCCUGUAUGUCGUAGACAAGCCAUCAGCAGAAGAGGAUGAGGGAUCUGGCAACCACACUCCCUACAAGAUGAUCCAGACCAUCGGGCUGUCGGUGGGGGCAGCUGUUGCCUACAUCAUCAUCGUGCUGGGGCUGAUGUUCUACUGUAAGAAGCGGAGAAAAGCCAAGAGGCUGAAGAAGCACCCGGAGGGCGAGGAGCCCGAAAUGGAGUGUUUGAACGGUGGGGCUUUGCUGCAGAAUGGGCAGAUGACAGCAGAGAUCCAGGAAGAAGUGGCCUUGACCAACCUGGGGAGCAGCUCUGGGGCCAGCAAGCGGCACAGUGCUGCCGACAAGAUGCACUUCCCACAUUCCAACCUGCAGACAAUCACCACCCUGGGCAGGGGGGAGUUUGGUGAGGUGUUCCUGGCCAAGGCAAAAGGUGCAGAGGAUGGCGAGGGUGAAGCGCUGGUGCUGGUGAAGAGCCUGCAGACGAGGGAUGAGCAGCUGCAGCUGGACUUCAGGCGAGAGGCAGAGAUGUUUGGCAAGCUGAACCACUCCAACGUGGUGCGGCUGCUGGGGCUGUGCCGCGAGGCAGAGCCGCACUACAUGGUCCUGGAGUAUGUGGACUUGGGGGACCUGAAGCAGUUCCUGAGGAUCUCCAAGAGCAAAGAUGAGUCUCUGAAGCCGCAGCCCCUCACUACCAAACACAAGGUGUCUCUCUGCACGCAGGUGGCCCUGGGCAUGGAGCACCUCUCCAACGGCAGGUUCGUGCACCGGGACUUGGCGGCCAGGAACUGCCUGGUCAGCGCCCAGAGGCAGGUCAAGGUGUCGUCCCUGAGCCUCAGCAAGGACGUGUACAACAGCGAGUACUACCACUUCCGCCAGGCCUGGAUCCCGCUGCGCUGGAUGCCGCCCGAGGCCGUGCUGGAGGACGAGUUCUCCACCAAGUCGGACGUCUGGUCCUUCGGGGUGCUCAUGUGGGAGGUCUUCACGCACGGGGAGAUGCCCUACACCUCGCUGGCGGAUGAUGAGGUCCUAGCAGGCCUGCAGUCGGGAAAGACGAAGCUGCCGCAGCCCGAGGGCUGCCCGUCCCGGCUGGCCAAGCUGAUGCAGCGCUGCUGGGCGCCCAGCCCCAAGGACCGGCCCUCCUUCAGCGAGCUCGCCAGCGCCCUGGCCGACAGCCCGCCCGACAGCAAGGCCUGAGCGGCCCCUGGCCGGGGCAGGGCCGCGGGAUGGAGCUGCCCGGCUCGGCCCCUCGCCGAGCCCGACACCCCGGCGCCGAGCUCGGCACCAGCGGCUGCUGGACUCAAAGCACAAGCCAGUGUACCCCAGCCCCAUCGCCCUUCUCCUCCACGGGGCCCAAAAAACAACCUCUUGCUCUCCGCCUGCCCAGCCCGGCGCCCGUGGGCUGCUGGCAUGGAUGGAGCACAGCUCCCAUCACCCAGCCAGAGCUGGGCUCCAGCAUCCGAUCCUCCAUCCCAGCUCCUCUCACCCGUCCACAACUGGGCUCCAGCACCAGAUCCUCCGUCCCAGCUCCCCCAUACGCACCCUGAGCUGGGCUCCACUAUCAGAUCUUGCAUCCCAGCUCCCCUCACCCGUCCACAACUGGGCUCCAGCACCAGAUCCUCCGUCCCAGCUCCCCCAUGCCCACCCUGGGCUGGGCCCCAGCCCCAGGCCCUCGCUCCCAGCUCGCCGGUGCGUGCCCGCCUGGCCCGGGCUCCCUCGCCAUGCGUCUCCCCGCCCGUCUGUGCUAGGCAUGUCUGCCUUCCCCCACACAGGCCAGCCAGCAGGAACACAAAGUGCCUGGCAUAUGAAGGAGCUCACAACCUUUCCCCAAGUACCCUGUGCCUUUUUUUUUGUACGACUCUGGGCAGCGCCCCUCUCCCUCUUUUCUCUUCCAGAGUGCUGACUCGUCCCUACCAUAGUAUUUCUGUUACUGGAAUGCAACCUAGAGUGGAUUAGUUUGUUUGCUUGAGUGGAGGGUACCGCAGCCAAGAAGGGUUGGAUUUUGGUGGGUUUUUAUGUGCUGCUCUCAAUAAAG
Molecule: messenger RNA, 4184 nt
Organism: Colius striatus (speckled mousebird)
Lineage: Eukaryota; Metazoa; Chordata; Aves; Coliiformes; Coliidae
Gene: PTK7
Product: protein tyrosine kinase 7 (inactive)
Exons: 20
Coding region: 164-3346 (1060 amino acids)
Biological process (GO): protein phosphorylation; synapse organization; homophilic cell-cell adhesion
Cellular component (GO): neuronal cell body; axon; plasma membrane
Molecular function (GO): ATP binding; axon guidance receptor activity; protein tyrosine kinase activity
Source: RefSeq, a predicted model, not a curated record